Messenger RNA from Ctenocephalides felis (cat flea), 1253 nucleotides. RefSeq names its product MKI67 FHA domain-interacting nucleolar phosphoprotein-like. The coding region runs from base 97 to 1203 and encodes 368 amino acids. Gene Ontology annotation, cellular component: nucleolus. Lineage: Eukaryota; Metazoa; Arthropoda; Insecta; Siphonaptera; Pulicidae. Gene Ontology annotation, molecular function: RNA binding. The transcript has 5 exons. Gene Ontology annotation, biological process: maturation of LSU-rRNA from tricistronic rRNA transcript (SSU-rRNA, 5.8S rRNA, LSU-rRNA). The record is from RefSeq and is a predicted model, not a curated record.
UCAAAAACUUCAACAACGUGUUUUCGGCUUAUAUGUAAUUAUAUUUGUUGACGUUAUAUUGUGGAGAUAGAAUAAUUUAACUUUUAAUCUGGAAUCAUGAAAAUAAACGCUAAGAAACCAGUUCCUUCAAUGGAAAAGAAACAAUCAUCUUCCAAACCUAGAUUAUCAAAGGCUAUGAGAAAAAAGAGCAAAGUCUUGACGCCAAAGAAUCAAAAAAACACAGAUGACAAUGGCAAAAACUUUAUUCCCAUACACAAAAAGAGCGGUGUCGUUUACUUCGGGAGAAUUCCUCAUGGAUUUUACGAGCAAGAGAUGCUUAAAUAUUUUUCACAAUUUGGAAAAGUUAAAAAGACUCGAGUAUCACGUUCCAAGAAGACUGGACGCAGCAAAGGAUAUGGAUAUGUUGAAUUUGCAGAUUUUGAUGUGGCAAAGAUUGUUGCUGCGACUAUGAAUAAUUAUCUUAUGGGAAAUCGACUUAUUAAAGCAACUUUGGUUCCUUCUGACAAAAAUUACUUUGCUGGACGCAAUUGGACACAAAAGAAGUAUCCAGGUGUAAUUUCUCGAAAAGAUGAAGUAAAGAAUAAGAAUCGUAGACUUAAGGGAGAUAAAGACGAUACAAGACGACAGAAAAAAAUUGAAAAAUUAAAUAAAAUAAAAGAGCGCUUGCUAGAACAAGGCAUUGAUUUUGAAUUACCUUCUGCAAAUAACUCUCCUAGUAAAGUAGUUGAAGUAGUAUCUGAAAAUUCAUCAAAUAGUGAAGGUCUGAAAACGGAAAGCAGUAACGAAGAAAUGUCUGACGAAAAUAGCUCCAAUGAUGAAUGUGAUGAAUCUGAUUUGGAAAGUUAUGCAAGUUCAGAUGAAGAGUUGGUAGAUGAUGAAGACGAUGACGAUGAUGAUGAUAUGAGUUCUGAGGAGGAAUCAGAUGCCACAGAUGAAGAUGAUGAUGAAGGGGAAAGUGAUCAGGAAAAUGCACAUAAUUUCGUAGCAAUAAAAAAUAAAAAGAAUCAAAUGAAUAAAUUGCCAAGGCAAGAUAUGAAUAAACUUUUGAAGCGAAGAGAAACGGGUGGAAUUACUAAGAAAAGGGUUAACAAUAAACAAAAAUUGAUACCUAACACUGCAUUUACAAAAGCUGCUAAAGAUAUGGUCAAAGCAAAAGGUGCAGUUCUCAAAAAUAAAGCCCAACUGACAAAGAAACACAAGUGAAUUUCUAAUUGAUUCUUUAAUAUAAAAAUUGAAGAAUAAAAUAUUUUAUA